Ornithodoros turicata is the source of this 573-nucleotide messenger RNA. RefSeq lists its product as uncharacterized. The record is from RefSeq and is a predicted model, not a curated record. The transcript has a single exon. Bases 1 to 573 code for a protein of 190 amino acids. NCBI's taxonomy places the organism in Eukaryota, Metazoa, Arthropoda, Arachnida, Ixodida, Argasidae.
AUGACUAUAUACUUCAAGCACUAUAAGAACACUCGCGUUGUACUUGACUGUACAGAGGUAGCCCUGGAGAGGCCAAGUGACUUAACCUCACGGCUGCUUACGUACAGUCAAUAUAAAAGGCAGUACACCAUAAAAAUACUGAUUGGAUGUUCCCCAAGCGGUAUGAUCUGUGUAGUCGGACAAGGGCAUGGAGGUCGUGCCUCUGAUUCACACCUUACAUCGCAGUCAAACGUGCUUGACAUGUGUAUGCCUUAUGUGGACCACGUCAUGGUGGACAAAGGCUUCUUAAUCGAAACUUUGUGUGACGAUGCAAGAGUGAGAAUGGACAGACCCCCGUUUCUGAAAAAACGGCGUCAGAUGGAGGAACGCGAAGCACUUCAAAACCAAGCCAUUGCAAGAGCGCGGGUUCAUGUGGAAAGGGUGAUCCAGCGGCUCAAAGCAUAUAAGAUCCUGCAACAGAAGUUCCCUCUCCAACUUCUUCCUGUUUUUGAUAAGGUAGUUUUACUGCUUGCUGGUGUCGUCAACUUGUCCAGGCCUAUCCUGGCUGAAGACAAGUUUCUGCCAAACUGCUGA